Pistacia vera is the source of this 984-nucleotide messenger RNA. RefSeq names its product protein PHR1-LIKE 3-like. The record is from RefSeq and is a predicted model, not a curated record. NCBI's taxonomy places the organism in Eukaryota, Viridiplantae, Streptophyta, Magnoliopsida, Sapindales, Anacardiaceae. The transcript has 6 exons. Bases 1 to 927 code for a protein of 308 amino acids. Gene Ontology annotation, molecular function: DNA-binding transcription factor activity; DNA binding.
AUGUACUCCGCGAUUCACUCGCUGCCGCUCGACGGCACCGUUGGUGGCCACGCCGACUUUCAAAGCCCGCUUGAUGGAACCAACUUGCCCGGUGAUGCCUGCCUAGUUUUAACUACAGAUCCCAAGCCCCGCCUCCGGUGGACUGCUGAGCUCCAUGAACGCUUCGUUGAUGCUGUCACUCAACUCGGUGGCCCUGACAAAGCAACACCUAAGACUAUCAUGAGAACAAUGGGAGUAAAGGGCCUCACUCUUUAUCACUUGAAGUCACAUCUUCAGAAAUACCGCUUGGGAAAACAGUCAUGCAAGGAAUCAACAGAGAACUCUAAAGAUGUUGCAGCGUCUUGUGUUGCUGAAAGCCAGGACACUGGUUCAUCAACAACAUCAUCAACAAGAAUGGUGGCGCAAGACCUGAAUGAUGGUUUCCAGGUUACUGAGGCUUUGCGAGUACAGAUGGAAGUCCAACGAAGACUACAUGAGCAGUUGGAGGUUCAGCGUCGUCUCCAGCUUCGAAUUGAAGCACAGGGCAAAUACCUACAGACAAUACUUGAGAAAGCUUGUAAAGCUCUGAAUGAUCAGGCUGUUGUAUCUGUUGGGUUGGAAGCAGCGAGGGAAGAGCUCUCUGAACUAGCUAUCAAGGUUUCCAAUGAUUGUCAAGGGAUGGUUCCAUUGGAUACCAUAAAAAUGCCUUCCAUAUCUGAACUUGCUGCAGCUUUGGAGAACAAAAGUGCUUCGACUAUACCAGCUCGAAUUGGUGACUGCUCUGUCGAAAGCUGCUUGACUUCAAGUGGAAGCCCAUUAUCUCCAAUGGGUUUGACCUCGCAGGCUGCUGCUAUGAAGAAGAGAUCAAGACCUUUGUUUGGUAAUGGAGAUUCAUUGCCAUUGGAAGCCAACUUGAGGCAAGAAUGGAUGAUGCCUAGUAUUGGAUGACUAUCAGAAAAAAAAAAAAACCAUUUCUGCCCUAGAAAUGGAACCCUUUUUUGAUGU